This is a messenger RNA of Mya arenaria, 2201 nucleotides long. RefSeq lists its product as uncharacterized. The transcript is spliced from 5 exons. The record is from RefSeq and is a predicted model, not a curated record. Bases 411 to 875 code for a protein of 154 amino acids. Lineage: Eukaryota; Metazoa; Mollusca; Bivalvia; Myida; Myidae.
CAAGACUUUAUACAAGCAAAUAAAAGUGAUCGCUUACUCCCGACGAUUUAUUGUCAAUCGUUUGUAGUUCGGUUUUGAAAUGAGAAAUUUUAUUAGUUCGAUAUCAAAAAAACAAUGUGUAUAAGGAAUAAAUAAGUUGAGUUUUACUUACUUUUGGUGUGCGGUUUAAAGAAAUAUUGUGUUUUAGAUGCACUUAAAUAACGAUUUGGCGAAUACACGUGAUAUGACCAAAUAACAGUCGCGGUUUUCACAAUCAAGUAUCUUCAAGUUGAUAUUAAUCAAUGAUUUAAAGAAUAUUUUGGAGAUCAGUGCAAUUUCGUUUGUAAUAGUUAAGCAUUCAAACCUUUUCGAAAGAACGGAGCGGAAUACGUACGUACUUAAACGUUCAAAACCACUUUUAAUAUACAGCAAUGGACAGGAAGCCAGCGACAGGAAUGAUGUUUAGUUACUUUCAAAAAAGUGCGUACCACGACAGCUGCAUCCCGGCUGAGCGGAAGGCGGUAGCGGCGGCCGCGGACACCGGAAAGACGUACCGGGAGGCCGAGUAUUCUAACUGUGACCAAGUGUCCCAGGAUACUAUCUGGAAGCAGGCCGUGGGUGCCGAGCGGAGGUGUCUUAAAAACUGGGACUCCAGCUGGGGAUUUCUCGCAGAAUUCGAUGCUCAGAUAAAAUCAGGAAAGCGAGGCAACCCUAAAGAAAAAGAACCACUUCCGGAAAAAUCCAAUCAGUUUUCCGAGAACGUUCCAAACACGAACUCGGGUAACUAUGGAAACCGCGUCAAUACAGAGCUGGGGGCCAGUAUGCAGCAAAUGGAGUACCAGUUUUACAGUGGCGGACGUCGGCGGAAGUUGGGGGCUGACAUGAUAUGUUACUAAGCCUUACAUUCCUUUUGCAUUUGUAUAUUUUUGUUGUUAGGUGUUAUUUUUUUCUACACUCGGGUCGAUGUUUUAAAUGCCUACAAAUGAGAUAAAAUGUCUGAAUACCCAUGAGUCGAUCAUGGUUUGUUCAGCAUUUGUAACUAAGAUCUGCUAAUAUCUAACAAACGCUUUCAUAAUCACCCUUACUGAAUGCAUCGUAGAUCGUGUCACAUACAUUUUAUUUAUAUAAUACUAGUACUUAUAAUACAUGCCUGGCAGAAUAUAAGAGAUAUAUACACGCUGAUAGUUGUAAUAUAAAUGUUAAUUGAAUCCCAAAUUCUACAACUUUGAUUUAUAGCAAGUCGUACAUAUGCAUAUUAAGUACACUGUUGUUGCGUUAUUUUAAUUAAAGCCUUAACAAUUGUGUACUUCUAAGUUGCUCUAUAGAUAAGCUUAUGCAAUUAUAAAAAUGCCUUGAACAAAUGCAACGAAAUGUAUGUUUACUGUAAGCCGUAUCCAGCUUCAAUUGGAAUUCAAUUGUUUUCUAUUACAUUAUGUCAGUAUGUAACAGAAUGUUACGCUUUCUGGUGUUCUAAAAACGGAGUUAUAAAUUAUUGAGCCUAUUGUUCAGAACUGUGUCAAAGUUAACAACCUGAUUAACGAGAUCAUUGUUCACGUUUAAUAUAUUUAAAUGAAACUAGUUUAGCUGAAAUAGUUGUCUAUAAUCUUGUCAGAAAAAAAACCCCAGCAGAUCACAAGUGCAUCCAUUAACCUUCCAUAGCAGUAACGACUUGGAAGUUAACAACGAUGAAGUUAACAAUAAUAUAAAAGAAAUGGACUAUAUAUCGACUAGAUACAUAUUCGUUAAGCUUCAAAUACACCAGUGGGCAUUAAAGUGGGGACAUAAUACACCAGUGGACAUUUAAGUGUGGACGUACUGAUUUGAACCUGACGAAAACUUAUGAUAUUUUGCAUUAAUCUCAAUGGCUAUUUAUUUAAACCUUAAAGCGUAUUUCUGGAAAUGUGUGUGUUAUAUAUGUUAAGUGUCAAGUUAAAAUCAACGCCUAUUUCUUUAAACCCUAAGCGUAUUUCCGGAAAUGUGUUUGUUAUAUGUGUUACGUGUCUAGUUAAUAUUUAUCAUUUAAAGAUAGUUGAUCUUUCCGUCCAUUUGCAUUUAUAGUUCUUGUUAGUUUACCUCACGUUGGAGAGUUUAGUCUAUUUGUAAUUGUUAUUGAAACCAGUCGUUUGAGAACAGCGAUUGUGUUUAGAAUUUUAAACAUUAUUUUGGUGUUGUUUUAUUCAUACUAACUUUACAAAUAAAAUAUACAACAUCUGUGAAAUUGA